AUGGCUGGCCGCUUUGUGAGAGCCUCCAAGUAUCGCCACGUCUUUGGUAAGGGCACGAAGAAGGAGCAAUGCUACGACAACCUCCGCAUCUCCAAAAAUGCCUGGGACACAAACCUGAUCAAGGCCAAUCCCGAAUACAUCUCAGUCAAUUGGGAAGCCAGCGGUGGUGGCGCCUUUGCCGUCAUCCCCAUCAAUGAACGUGGGCGCGCGCCCGAUCAGCUCCCCCUCUUCCGCGGACAUACGGCUGCCGUUCUCGACACCGACUGGAGUCCCUUCAACGACUCGCUCAUCUCGUCUGCCUCGGACGAUGGCAAGGUCUUCAUCUGGAAGGUGCCGGAAGGCUUUGCAUUACAUACGGAUGCUGAGGAGCCCGCCGACGUUGCUCCAGUAGCGAGACUCAGUGGGCACAUGAGGAAAGUUGGCCAUGUCCUCUUCAACACCGCCGCCGAGAACGUUCUUGCCAGCGCAUCUGGCGACUACACUGUAAAGCUAUGGGACGUCGAAGCAGGCGCUGCAAAACUCACGCUCAAGCACAACGAUAUUGUGCAGUCGCUGUCCUGGAGUCCCGAUGGAUCGCUACUAGUCACCACAAGCCGAGACAAGAAGCUGCGUCUAUGGGACGUGCGACAGGAAAAGCCUGCCCAGGAGGUCGCUGGACACCCAGGCGCGAAGAACAGCCGCGCUGUGUGGAUGGGCGAGACGGAUCGCAUUGCGACGACCGGCUUCUCCCGCAUGAGUGACCGUCAGCUGGGUCUCUGGGAUCCACGCAACCCGAAAGAACCCAUUGGUGGCUUCCAGAUCCUCGAUUCCAUCUCUGGUGUUUGCAUGCCUUUCUGGGACGAUGGCACGCAGUGUUUGUACCUAGCGGGCAAAGGUGACGGAAACAUCAGAUACUACGAAUACGAAAAUGACAAGUUCGAAUACUUGUCCGAGUACAAGUCGGGCGAUCCUCAGCGAGGUAUCGCCUUCCUUCCCAAGCGCGGCAUCAACCUUCAUGAGAACGAAGUGCUCCGCUGCUUCAAGACCGUGAACGACAGCUACGUCGAGCCCAUCUCCUUCAUCGUACCCCGCCGAUCCGAGAUGUUCCAGAGCGACAUCUACCCACCGACAACGGGCCUGAAGGCCGGUACAACAUCGUCCGAGUGGUUUGGCGGUAAGACCGCUUUGCCCCCGAAGAUCUCCCUAGAGAGCGUGUAUGACGGUGAGGCUCCCAAGGAGGUCGCAUCCGAUUACAAACCUCAACAAGCAGCACCAGCGCCCUCACCGACCAAGUCUGAGCCACCAAAGGCUGCCGCAGAGCCUGCGCCCACACCUGUAGCGUCGCGUGGACCACCACCAUCGAUGAAGGACAACAAGGACUCGCUAGCAGCUGGAGCAUCGAAGUUUGCAGACAAAGACGACGUCUCAGACAACGAGAGCACAUCCAGCUUCGAAGAGGUGUCAAAGCCAACUGCGCGCCACACGGUCACUGCCUCGCGGCAAGAAGAGAAGACUAAGGGGCCAGUUAUUACCAAGGAGCCAGAGCAGCCCAAGCCUACUGCUGCACCUACCCCUGCGCCUACAUCCGCACCUAGUUCUGGUGGCCCUGGUGCGGCCCUUCGAGACGCGCUAGGCGAUAUCAAGUCGCAGAUCGAGCACCAGAACAGAGUCAUGUCGGAUCAGUCUGAUCAGAUAGCACUGCUUCUGCGCGAAGUUGGCCAACUCAAGACCAAAGUAGGCUCGCAAGGGCCAUCCGAUCGCGAAAAGGAUGAGCGUAUCAGGCAGCUCGAACUAGAGCUCGAGGAGGCGAGGUCCUAA
Molecule: messenger RNA, 1797 nt
Organism: Cucurbitaria berberidis CBS 394.84
Lineage: Eukaryota; Fungi; Ascomycota; Dothideomycetes; Pleosporales; Cucurbitariaceae
Product: coronin-6
Exons: 8
Coding region: 1-1797 (598 amino acids)
Biological process (GO): actin filament organization
Molecular function (GO): actin filament binding
Source: RefSeq, a predicted model, not a curated record